GGCGUAUUAACCGACUCAGUAUAGCGAAACUAGAUUGUGAUUGGACAGCUUCCCUGAACAAAUUCGACCUCAUCAAAUUUGAGAUUCCCAAAGAUUGCUGCUCUCCUGAACAUUUUAACUAGGGAUUACACCAGAGUCCCCAGAGCGAUCAAGAUGCUUGAACGCUUUAUAAGCCCUUUCUAUCCUCCCAUCGAGGACCGUUCACCGCUACCGGUCCUAUAUACGCCCGGAGCGUUCGUGGUACUGGUGUUCGGCUAUGCAAUAGGGCCCGGCCCAAUCCGGACAGCUACCAUCAGCUUGUUGCUAGUCCUCUUCGCUCUCCAGAGGCCAUACUACACCGUCGGUAAUGCGGCACAGGACUACGGUCUUUCCGGUUGGUUCAUCGUCUUCUUACCAUUAUUCCUAGACUUUAGUGCUACGAACCCGCGCUGGGUAGGCCGAAUAGAUGAACACCCACCGAGGAAAGAUAACAAGGGUAUCACACGGUACGAUCUCAAGACAUGGUCGCAACGCCUGGCGUAAGCGUUCCGCCUAGCCACGACUCUACGUGGCAUUGGCUGGGAUUGGCAGGUCAAAAGCGUACCGGGGCAUCUGGAGUCAAAUGCACCACGCUCGCAAUUCGUCGGCAAGAGAGUGUUGGACCUCGCCGGGCAUACUUUAGUUAAGUUGAUAGCUCUUUAUAACAUCGGGUUCUGCGAGGCAAUCCAGCAAGAAGCACCACCAUCAUCGUCGUGGGUUGAUUGGAUUCUCAGAGUUGUUAAAAACUAGUGUGGCGCAAUAUGGUCCUGGAAUACGGUCGGUAUCGGAUACGCGGUCAUAUCGAUAAUUGCCGUCCUCUUGGGUAUCUCUGAGCCCUGGGAGUGGCCACCAAUGUUGAAUUCGGUAGCGAUGGCCACGAGUGUGAGGAAGACGUGGAGGUAAGUAGAUCGAUCAGUAUGCGUGAUACUGACAACUGCGAAUGCUAAUGCUAAGCCCAUAUAGUGUUGCGUAUCAUCAACUCUU
This is a messenger RNA of Daldinia decipiens, 1002 nucleotides long. RefSeq lists its product as uncharacterized. Lineage: Eukaryota; Fungi; Ascomycota; Sordariomycetes; Xylariales; Hypoxylaceae. The transcript has a single exon. The coding region runs from base 154 to 522 and encodes 122 amino acids. The record is from RefSeq and is a predicted model, not a curated record.